Messenger RNA from Naumovozyma dairenensis CBS 421, 1641 nucleotides. It is a transcript of the gene AMN1, whose product is annotated as Amn1p. Gene Ontology annotation, biological process: SCF-dependent proteasomal ubiquitin-dependent protein catabolic process. Lineage: Eukaryota; Fungi; Ascomycota; Saccharomycetes; Saccharomycetales; Saccharomycetaceae. Gene Ontology annotation, cellular component: SCF ubiquitin ligase complex. The transcript has a single exon. The record is from RefSeq and is a predicted model, not a curated record. The coding region runs from base 1 to 1641 and encodes 546 amino acids.
AUGAAAUUUUUAUCAAUAACUAAACAUAGUUCCAAAAAAAGAUUACAUGAAAGCCAAAUUCCUGAUGAAUACUCUCAAAGACCAACUAAGAGAUUAUCUCAAGGUUCAGAUCAGUUAAAACCUGAUAGUAAUAUAUUUACAACAAAUUCUAAUGAUUCUGUUAAGCAAUUUACACAUUCACCUCAUUCUUCCUCUAAAGGAUCCAAAAUAUCAAUUACAAAACAUAAAAAUGCCAAUCUGUCUUUAAAGACCAAUGUAUCUCAAACAUCAACUGUUAAUUUGGGACAAAAUAUAUUUCUUCCGACACCAAUUUCUACACCAACAAAAGCGAAUAUACUGUAUGAUGCUUGUGGAGAACAACAAGUUCAAUUCUAUUCAACUUCUUCACCGGACAAUAAUCUCGACACGAAGAAAAGAUUGGUGACUCGAUUUUCAAGUUUAAAUCUAAAUUCAUUGCAGAUUGCACCUCAUCCAAUUUUUGAAAUCCCAGAAAUUGUUGAUAAUAUCAUUUAUUUCUUAUCGAAGAAAAACAAUCAUUCAAAUAUGUCUGCAGGAGUAACUAAACAGCAAAUUAGGAAAGUUUCAGUAUCGUCUUUGUCACAACAUCAAAAUAAUAAUAACAUCACUAAAAGAAUUAUCUCUUCACCGCUACCAUUCGCAAGCUCAACUGUCUCUAUAGAGGGGAGUUUCAAAGACAAUCAUUUAUUCAACUGUCUAUUCAUCAAUAAACUUUGGUUUCAAAUGACAUUACCUUACCUAUUGAAAAAUAUACACUUCCAAAAUGAUUCUAACAUAAAGAAAUUCAUUAAUAUAUCGGGAAAAAUAUCAAACAUAACUUCAACGACAAUUGAAACAAUAAAGUUCCAUAAGAUCCAUAAAUUAAAACAAUCUGAAUUACAAAAAUUCCCUCAUAACUUACUGUCAUCAAAUAUAAAAUCAAUCGAAUUUUAUAUUUGUCCCAAUAUAAUCCCACCAACUUCAUGGUAUCCAAUUUUACAAAACUUGGAAAACUUAAUAAUCCCAGGUAACAAACGCUUAAACGACCAACAACUAGUAAAAUUAUCAAACCACAUUCCAAACUUAGAAACCCUUGAUUUAAGAGCUUGUGAAAACAUAUCCGAUAUAGGUGUUGUCUCCAUCGCAUUACGUUGUCCUAAAUUAAAACUAUGUAAUUUAGGAAGGCACAAAAACAAUCAUUUAAUAACAAACGUGUCAUUGCUUGGCUUGGGUAAGUAUACUAAUGUGGAAACUAUUGGAUUUGCUGGUUGUAAUAUUAAUGAUUCUGGGAUUUGGGAAUUUGCCAAAUUAAACGGUGCAAAUAUUAAACGGUUAUCUCUUAAUAAUUGUAAUCAAUUGACUGAUUAUUCUAUACCUAUCCUAGUUGGGUUUAAUUAUUUUCCUAAUUUAGCCGUUUUGGAAAUUAAAGGUUUGAGUUUGAUUAAUGAUGUUAGAUGGUUAGUUAAAUUCAAAUUAUGGAAAACUUCUUUACGGUCCCCGAUCUUAAUCGAAGGUGGAGAUAGGAUUAAUGACUUGAUGAAAGAAGAAGAAAAUAAAUUGAAAAAAUUGAACUCAUUCAUUGCCUUGCAAGAGUUGUCUACAUGGGUUAAUGCAGACGACGAUGAUGAUGCUAACGAUAAAUAA